Molecule: messenger RNA, 3962 nt
Organism: Stegodyphus dumicola
Lineage: Eukaryota; Metazoa; Arthropoda; Arachnida; Araneae; Eresidae
Product: prostamide/prostaglandin F synthase-like
Biological process (GO): prostaglandin biosynthetic process
Molecular function (GO): prostaglandin F synthase activity
Source: RefSeq, a predicted model, not a curated record
AUGAAAUCAUUAUGGGAAAAUCAAGAUUGUGUGAUCACUUUUUUCCGCCGAUUUGGAUGACCUUUCUGUCGCUUGGCUGCAAAGCAGCUGAGCGAAAUCAAACCUAAAUUGGAUGCUCACAAUGUGCGCUUAAUCGGUAUCGGAGUGGAGGAAUUGGGUGUAGAAGAAUUUGUUAAAGGGGAAUUUUUUGCAGGAGACUUAUUCAUUGAUGUAGAAAAGAAGACGUAUCAAGAUCUUAAGUUCAAAAGGUAUGGGAUAUUGAACAUGAUUCCUGCUUUAUUUUCCAAAACAUCUCGUGAUGCAGUAGCAAAAGCAAAAGCUGAAAAUCUAGGAGGAGAUCUAAAAGGUGAUUAUUAUCAAGUUGGUGGUACUCUGGUUGUCUCUAAAGGUGGUGAGAAAGUAUUACUCUGUCAUAAACAGGAGACUUUGGCUGAUCAUGUUGAUCCAAAAGAAGUUCUCAAAAGUUUGAAUAUUUUGGAAUAAAGUUUAUCGUCAUAAUCUUGAGCAGAUGCUGCACUUGUUAUUAAUGUAUUAUUAACAUGUCUUACUAUUAAUGAGAUAUUUGAUAACUCUUGAAUUAAAUAUGUUCUAAGAUCAGAAAUUAAAACUUGUUAUGUGGUCUGAAAAAAAGAAAUAAGCUGAAGAAACUGAGAAUCCAAUAAAAGUUUUGUUAUAUGUUUUGCGAAAAUUUACAAUAGUAAUAGUCACAGGAUAAUCAGCUUGUGAGAAAAUUAAGUGUGAUUAUAAUUUUUGGAAUUGAUUGUUAUCUAGAAGCCCUUCCUUUUAAAAAAAAUUCUGGAAAAGUUUUAAAUUUAUGAAGUAUGAUAUAAAGAGAAAAACAGGCUGUGCAUGUGUUUUGUUUUAUUUGUCAGGUCAAGAAAAUAACUAAUCUACAUCAAAACAGUUUCUUACUUACUUGACACACUAACAGUUGCCAGUGUUACAGUACAGUCCAUGUUAAAAACAAUUUUACAUAUAAUUUCCAGAAAUGCUCCUGAGAAUGACUUAUAUGUCCUUGUUUUAGUUUCACAGAUCUUUGAACAAGACAUGCAUUCCUUUGUCCAUUGUUUUAGUGUUUGAGAAGCGGUGUAAGUCACCAGAAGCUAGGUCUGGCUAAUAUGGUAGAUGCAGUUAGCUUAAAUUGCUUCACAGCUAAAACAUUAGCAAUUGUUCCUUCAUGAUAUUCUGGUUAUUUCCUUCUCACAUGUUCAUGCAGUUUCAUUAAGUCAUCAAGUUAACAUUAACUUAUUUAUAUUCUGAUUACUCAGAAUAUAAGGGUGGGUAUCAAAGCAGUCAACAUAGUCUUAAUUUCAAAUGUCUCAUUGCUUUUUUUUUAUGGAUAUAUUGAGUAAAAUUUAGUAACCAGCUGAACAUUUUCCAUCGUGGAUUGCUUCUAUUUAAAAAGGAACAUGAUAUCAGCUCACUAAUGCACUUCAGUAAUUUUUGAUUAACAAUAAGAAAAUGUUUAUUCUAUUUGAAGAUGUAUCAGCACACACCAUGGUUAGAACUUACUUCAUAAUCAUCUACUUGUUUGUGUACUUUCACUUCCAAGUUAUAAGGUUAUUCUCAUUUCACUGCAUUUACAUUAUAUGCAGGGCAUCUGGAAAAUUCAGAAAUAUGUUUUCCUUUGAUUAAAUUUUAAAACUGCAUAUUUUUUUUAAACUAACAAACCAUUUUUCAGGUGUCGAAUUUAGGUCUGUAAAGAUAGGCCAUUUGAGGAGAAAUUUAAUGUAAAACUAAGAACUUCCAUAUAACUCAUAUUAUGAAAAUAUGAGUUAUAUGAAAAGAGUGAAUAAUGAAAACAUUAAAAAAAGUAUAUUCCAUAUACUUUUUUUAAUGUUUUCAUUAUUCACUUUUUAAUUUAAUUGUAACAAGCACUUUUGGUCAAAAAAAAAUUUCAAUGCUCAAUUUACUUCUUCACAUUAAAUUUAGUAGUUAGAAAUAUUUUUAAUUUUUAUUAAAUAGAAUUGGAAUAAAUUCAUUCUUUAUUCAGUUUGCAAAGUAUUACACUAAGAGUCAUUAUUGGUAUACAAAUUAAUAUUUGGAACAAAAUAUAAAACUAGAUAAAGUUUUUACUAGCUCAUUUCACUAUUAGCUUUUUCUUUCACACUUUUUUAAAAAAUUCUAUUUCAGUAUGGGAGGGGAGUGUUGUUUUGUGCCUUAAAAAAAUACAUGAAACCUCAAAGUAUGCAAACAAAAAUUUAAUUAUCAUCACUAUAUAAAGCAUUUUUCCCUGGUAUAUUUAAAUUUUUGUUAUGUAUUACAACACAAAGCAAAUAAUUACACUUGACAAUAUAUAGUAAUUUAUUUAUUUUAUACUUCAUAUAGUAAUCUAGAAACUGGUACAAGAUCAUUCAUACAAGCAAAAUUCUUUUGAAUUUUGAUGUGAUUUUCUAAUGUCUUGCAUAAGUUAUUUGAGAUCUUAGCCUACAUUUUUUUUAUGUUAAUAUGUUUUCCUAAUACAAUUAUAGUAUUUCAGUAUCUUUUCCUAUGUACAGAGAAAUUCCAUGUAUCUGGAUUUAACUGGCACUUUAUUCUAUCCAGAAAUAAGUUGUUAUAUUGUAUUUUUUUCUGCAAGCCAAAGACAUAUUUACUGUAAUACUAAUGAGAGAAUUUUAUUUUAACAGAAGAUUAUAUAUAGUUUAAAAAAAUUAAAUAUUUUUAUUUCUGUAUAAUAAAAUACAAAAACAUAUUUUUUCACUAAAAUGAUACAAUGAACUUAAUUUUUUUAUUUGCAUAAUCAUACAGCCAGGUCCUGUUUCUAUUAAAAUAAAGUAAUGAAACUAAGUCUGAUAUUAGUGCCCACAAAACAAAUCACAUGAUUUUGUUUUUAUUUUUGAUGUAGUAAAAGGAAACUGAAGAUCUUUUUUCAUGAAACAAAAUGCAUAACCUGUUUUUACUUGACUAAAAUUAAUCAAAGAAAUUAUUUUUGCUGAUAAGAAUUAAGAUUUGUAUUAAAUUUAUAAUAGUAAUAAAAAGGUCCCUUAUUCAAUUAAAUUUAAGGGCACAUGAAUAUAUUAAUAAUAUUUAAUUUUGUAUACCUUAAAAGGAAAAGUUCUAAUACAAUGGACUGUCGAAUAUACAAACCUUUGUAAAUGGGAGUGGCAUUAAAAUAAUUUUUUUGAAAUCAGAUUAAUAAUUUGAAAAAGUGUGUAGUAUACAAACCAUCAGUUUACUGUGAUUGGAGUUUUAGGUGUACAGAGUUUGGAUAAUUCUACUGUAAUUGAUUAUUGUUACUUUUCUAAGACUCUUGUCUUUUUAACAUGAAAAAUAAAUUUAUUAAAUGAUAUAUGUGAAACCACUUAAUGAUUAUCAUGUAAUCUGCUUUUCUUUUUGAAUGUUUUCACACAUUUACUUAAUCAUUUAAAUGGAAAAAGAAAAAAUGAGAAAUGUUUGUUUUGUGUUGUUUUCUGUAUUUUGUAUGGGUGAAUCAACAUCUAAUUUUGUUAUAUAUUGUUCAUAAGCACUGUAUUUGUCUUUUGUACUACGGGUUUGAAAAAUGAAUGUGAUUUUAAUGCAGAGCUUUAUAAUAUUAUAUGAGAAAAGAAUUAUAUAAUGAGUUGUAUUUUCGUUUGUUUAUUUUUUUAUACAUGAUUAUAAAGAAGUUGUGAAAUUUUGAAUAAAUGAGUUUUGCAAAGUUUUCUUACUUCAUUGUGCAUAAUGUUAAUAUGCCAUCCAGUAUGUUAUUAUGGAUUGUUGCAGAGAUGUAAGAUACCAUAAUUUAUCUUGAUUAGAAAAGUAUUUUGAUAUGAAAUGCUCUUAAGAAACUAAUUUCAUUUAAAAAUGAUAUGGAUGUGUGAAAAUUAUGCACAUCUGUUGAUGGACAAAAUGUCUUAGUUUCUUAAUUGCACUUAUAUUUUAGAGAUAAGCUAAUUUUUGAUAAGGUUGUUCUGUUACUUAUAUAUGUACAUAUCCAUGUCCUCUGUUGAAGUUUUAUAAUAAAAUUUUCAGUUUCUAUUGAA